Molecule: messenger RNA, 5475 nt
Organism: Topomyia yanbarensis
Lineage: Eukaryota; Metazoa; Arthropoda; Insecta; Diptera; Culicidae
Exons: 2
Coding region: 1046-2782 (578 amino acids)
Source: RefSeq, a predicted model, not a curated record
AAAACGAGGUGGAUUGAUCUACAUGUGCCGUAGGAAAAAGUUUAAUUAAAAUUAAUUUAAUCAUUUCGGAUUAUUACAUAUAUUGGAUUAACGAGUCAUGAGUAGUAAUUAACUGUUUAAUUACAAACAUUUGAUGAUGUGGUACAUUUAGGUGAAGGAUACUUGGGGAAUAUAUUGUUCGGAUCGGACAUUGGAAAGGAAAAAAAAUAUUAAAUUUUUGAGCUGCUUCAAGAAUAUUUCUUCAAUUUCGAUCAGAACAAAACUCAAAAAUUUAAUAAUGCGUGCCGGUGAUGAAGUACAUAACCUCGAAAGGACAGGUUACAAUUGUGCCGUUUGUGAUAAGCCGGAUCACGAUGACGAGAGAAUGGUGUUCUGCGAGAUGUGUAAGCGAUGGUACCACUUCAAGUGUGUAGGAGUAACCGAGGAGAUAAAAGACCGGUCCUGGAGUUGUGGAGACUGUACUCAGUCGGAAUCCAGGGACAACGAGCCUACGCCAAUUAUUUCGGAACCGAAUCAGAAGAAAUUGUCCCAUAAGCAGGAGCUAGAGGUUCCGGGAAGAACAACGACGGAUUCUCCGGUCCCAGUUGGACAUGGAACGAGAAAAGCGCAAGAUACAGCUGGAGUUGGAACGAGAAAUGUUGGAAAUGAGGAAAGUGGUUGAAGAGGAAUUUCGAGAGAAGCGAAGUCUAAUGUUGAAGGAAUAUAAAGAUGAUUCAGAGGAAGGUGCAGUUGGUGGAACAAAUAUCGAUAAGGGCCAAAUGCAAAGCGAGGUACGCAUAGACAAGUGGAAGGGUCAAGCUCAAAUCACCAGUGACCAAAGCAGGACAGAAGGGUUUCUGCGGAUCGCCGGGGUGCAUUUCCCAAAAGCUCCACACCCAAAGCUACUGAAGCGGUAAAGGUACACCAGCGACAAGUUUACGAGAGAAAUCGUAUUCAAAACCAUUCAGUAGGAAAAUCAAUUAUUCGUACUUCGGGAAGCCACCAAAAUUCAUCUCGACACGAGGAGUCCGAGCAGUCCGGUGAUUCAGACUACGACGAAUACCGGAUGAACAUGCAGCAACCAGAACGAGACUUGUCGAAGGCACAAUUAGCUGCACGGAAAGGGCCUUUUCAAAACCUUCCUGUAUUCACGGGGAAACCUGAAGAGUGGCCUUUGUUUUUGAGCAGCUUUCACAACGGCAAUAGGGCCUGUAACUACUCAAACCACGACAAUCUCGGCAGAUUACAAGAAUGUUUGAAGUGCCCAGCGCUAGAGGCUGUUAGAAGUCGACUGUUACUUCCCGAAACGGUUCCGCAAGUCAUUGAAACAUUGAGACAACUUUAUGGCAGGCCGGAGCAGCUGCUUUACUCGUUGUUGCUGAAAGCAAGAAAAGCUGAGUCACCACGAAUUGAUUGGUUAUCUACAUUCAUCUCAUUCGGCAUGGCAGUGCAACAGCUUGAUGAUCAUUUGAUCGUAGCGGAUCAUUUGAUCGUAGCGGAACUUCGAGAUCACCUCAUCAACCCUAUGCUGGUGCAAGAGCUGAUGGAUAAGCUACCAUCAAGUACAAAGCUAGAAUGGGUACGCUUUAAAAGACAGCAGCAGGUGGUAGACUUAGCGACGUUUUCAAACUUUCUUUCGGAAAUCGUAUCUGAAGCAAGCGAGGUUACGCUAUUCGUAGAACCACCUAGAGAGCAACAAGACAGAUGCGGAAGAGAGCGAAAGGAUAAGAGAGGGAAGCUGAAAGAACAAGAAGCAUACUUGCACUCGCACGUUGGUGUUGUUGAUCAGCAUCAAAUUCAGCAUGGACAGCAUAACGAACAUCUGACUUCCAGAGAGGAAGGUACAAAUCGUAAACCAUGUCGAAUAUGCGAUAGAGCCGACCAUCGAAUUCGGUUCUGUGAUGAAUUUCGAAAAAUGUCGUGGGAUGGUAGGAUGCGCGAGGUGGAAAAAUGGAAGCUAUGUCAGUUAUGUUUAAACGAACAUGGUCAAACACGAUGCCGUUUCAAGGGUCACUGUGGUGUAGGUGGUUGUCGGAAACGUCAUCAUCAGUUGCUUCAUCCUACAAGAACUGCUACUACGUUGAGAUUGGCGGACUGCAAUGUUCACGACAUGCAAACCAAACAACCGGUUAUUUUUCGAAUGGUUCCUGUGACACUGCACAACGGAAGGUUGCGUAUAGAUGUAAUCGCCUUCCUCGAUGAAGGGUCAUCAUACUCUUUAAUGGAAGAGCAAAUUGCGGAUCAAAUUGGGCUUAGUGGCACAGUACAGCCGAUCCUCGUUAAAUGGACAGCAGGUAUGUCAUGUUUAGAAUGUGAAUCUAGGCGUAUUCACGUCGCGAUUUCUGCAAGAGAUUCCGUCGAUCAGUUCCUCUUGCGAAAUGUACACACCGUUGAACGACUGCAGUUACCAGAACAGAAGAUGUGCUUUGCGGACGUUGCUGUGCGUUACAAGCAUCUAAACGGAUUACCAGUGGCUGACUAUUUGCACGGUGCUCCAAGAAUUCUUAUCGGAUUGAAACAUCUUCAUGUAUAUGCCCCGAUAGAAUCGCGCAUCGGUCAGCCUGGUGAACCAAUCGCAGUAAGGACCCAGCUGGGUUGGACAGUAUAUGGGCCGCAAGGUGAUAGUAAGACUUCUGUAGGAUUCGCUGGUCAUCAUGUCGCUAAACCUAUGUCGGACCAAAAUCUGCACGAUCUGCUUCGAACACAUUAUACGCUAGACGAAUCGGGAGUAAGUGUUACGGUUCUUCCUGAGUCGGCAGAAGAUCGAAGAGCCCGGGAACUGCUGGAGCAAACCACCGUAUGAAUUGGUAAUCGAUUUGAAACUGGGCUUUUGUGGAGAGCCAACUACCCGCAACUACCGAACAGCUUUCCGAUGGCAGUUAAACGUAUGCAGAACUUGGAAAAGAAGCUUUCGAAAGAUCUGGAGCUGCAGCAGGUUGUCCGCAAACAGAUGGAUGAAUAUCUUGGUAAAGGUUGCGCCCACAAAACCACGGCAAAAGAGUUGGCUGAAACAGAGGGAGGAAAGGUAUGGUACCUGCCCUUAAAUGUGGUGUUGAACGCAAAAAAAGCCGGGCAAGGUACGUUUUGUAAGGGAUGCAGCCGCUUCUGUACAAGGCGUAUCCCUAAAUUCAGUUAAAAACCCGGAUCUCCUGACAAACCUACCCACCGUGAUCAAUUGUUUCCGUGAAAAACGCAUCGCCUUUGGAGGUGACAUAAAGGAAAUGUAUCACCAACUGCUAAUUCGAGACAAAGACAAGCAAUACCAAAGGUUUCUCUAUCGAUCAGACUCCAACAAACCUCCGGAGAUCUAUGUUAUGGAUGUUGCGACGUUUGGGUCGACGAGCUCUCCGUGUUCGGCACAAUUUAUCAAAAAUAAGAACGCCCAAGAAUACGCAGAGCAAUACCCGGAUGCACCGAAGGCCAUAAUCGACAAACACUAUGUCGAUGAUUAUUACGAUAGUAGGAUACGGUUCAGGAGGCGGUGAAAAGAGCUGAAGAAGUGAGAUGCAUUAAUUCCAAAGCCGGAUUUCAAAUUAGUAAUUGGGUAUCAAAUAGCGCAGAAUUCCUAGAGCGUAUCGGUGAGCAAUGCGAUACCCAUGUGGUUCAUUUCAACUGCGGCAAAUCUGGUGGUACAGAGCAAGUUCUGGGGAUUUCCUAGGACCCCGUCGAAGAUGUGUUUGUGUUCAGCUCCAAAUUACGAGACAAUCUACAGCCAUUCUUUUUAGCAUUGCGUCGUCCAACGAAACGCGAAGUUUUAAGUUGUGUAAUGAGCUUUUUCGACCCUCUCGGCACGCUCGCUCCGUACACUAUUCACGGGAAGAUGAUCAUCCAAGAUCUGUGGUGACAAGGUUGUUCCUGGGAUGAAAAAAUAGACGAUGCGUGUGCAGACAAAUGGCAACGAUGGACUGCGGUGAUGGAAGAAGUGGCGAUGACCAAAAUUCCUCGCUGCUAUUUCUCAGAGACUACGAACGAAGAUUUUGAAUCUCUUCAGCUUCAUGUAUUCACGGAUGCGAGUGAAAAUGCGUAUUGGUGCGUUGCCUAUUUUCGGAUAGUAGUUCAAGGCAUACCGCGGUGUGCACUAGUAGCAGCUAAAUUAAAAGUAGCGCCGUUGAAGCAUCUAUAUCCCUCAAUUGGAACUUCAAGCUGCGGUGCUGGGUUCUAGGCUGGUGAACACCGCUCUAGAAACGCAUUCUCUACCAGUUAAGCGACGGUUUAUAUGGACGGAUUCUCAAACCGUGCUUUCUUGGAUCCGUUCCGACCAUAAAAGGUACUCUCAGUUCGUAGCAUUUCGUAUUGGAGAAAUUCGCAGCCAAACAGCACUAAGAGAAUGCCGUUGGGUGCUAACGAGAAGCAACAUCGCCGAUGUGUUAACCAAGUGGGGUAGUGGACCUCCUUCGCCUUGUAGUGGAGAAUGGGUUGUCGGACCAGAUUUGCUGCAUACACGGGAGGAAAAUUGGCCAAAAACUGAGCUCCCGCCAACGAAUGUGCCAGAAGAACUGAAAGCUAUCCAUUUAUUCCACGAAAUUAGUUUCCAGGAACCGCUAAUUGACACAAGUCGGUUUUCUCGAUGGAAUAUACUGGUGCGUUGUAUAGCAUGCGUCUAUCGCUUCCUGUCGAACUGCCGAAGAAAGAUCAAAGGACUUCCAAUAGAAACGGUUCCCGCAAUUCGUGUAUCAUAUAUCGUAAUGCCACUGAAACUCGAAGAGUAUCGUCGAGCGGAAAAUUACUUGUGGUGAGUUGCACAACGUGAAGGGCUCGGGGAUGAAGUUAAAAUUUUACUCAAAAAUCGCGGACUUCCACGUGAAAAAUGGCAUCCUAUCGACCACGGUAGUUCCCUCUACAAGCGAUUACCACUACUGGAUGAAGAUGGGGUGAUACGGAUGGAAGGAAGAGCGGCUUAUGCUGAUUUCAUACCCUUUGAGCUACGUUUUCCAGUCGUGCUGCCGAAGGCACAUAAUCAGCCUUAUUCUGCAUUACGACGGAUCACAUUUUCGAACGAAUGUGGUUCGAUCGAACAAGGCUCCCGUUUGAUUUUGUUGUCGUUAUUGAGAAUGCGAACCACAUUCGUUCGAAAAAGCGAUACGUCGUAAUGACGAAUAAGGCUGAAUAUUACUACAAAAUUGCUACAACAUUACCAUCUGAAAUUUGGUCAUGCGAACCGAGAGACUGUUGUGAAUGAAGUUCGUCAGCGGUUUUUCAUUCCGAAGCUAAGGGCUGCCGUGUGGCAUGCAGAGAAGGAGUGCUAUUGGUGCAAAACUCGUAAGUGUCACUCUUCUAUCCCUAGAAUGGCACCUUUACCCGAGCAGCGUCUAACGCCACACCGGAGACCGUUCAGCCAUGUUGGUCUGGACUACUUUGGACCGCUUGUCGUUACAGUAGGACGUAGAUCGGAAAAACGUUGGGUGGUUUUGUUUACUUGCCUGGUGACGAGGGCUAUACACUUGGAAGUCGCUCAAAGCCUCACCAGCCAAGCAUGUAUGAUGGCAAUACGACGAU